Labrus bergylta (ballan wrasse) is the source of this 3639-nucleotide messenger RNA. RefSeq names its product polypeptide N-acetylgalactosaminyltransferase 5. Gene Ontology annotation, molecular function: polypeptide N-acetylgalactosaminyltransferase activity. Lineage: Eukaryota; Metazoa; Chordata; Actinopteri; Labriformes; Labridae. Gene Ontology annotation, biological process: protein O-linked glycosylation. Gene Ontology annotation, cellular component: Golgi apparatus. The record is from RefSeq and is a predicted model, not a curated record.
UUCCCUGUUAAUCUGCCCAAUCAGAGUUUACUGACAAGGUGGAAGUUGGUUGCUACGUCCUCGUACAAAUCCGUGUGUCAGUGAGAGUAGUGACGAGGAUUUCCAUCGAAGUAACCAACAACAACUCCAGAGAAGUUUCUGUGAAGAAUGUUGCGGUUGAAACAGGAUGUCCUCGGGUGUUUGGAGGUGACGGGAGAUACACGGUCGGUAGGGGGAAAUAACUUUACAUUGUAACCUUUGUGUGGUGGGCUACAGCUGUAUUUCUGACUGACAACCCCGCAGCAUGCCACGCAGGCAACUAACUUCUCCAAGGAAAAGAAAAGUUUUCCUUCCACCCAUAAGUGGCCAGCUGUGUGACGACAGGAUACUUUGACAUUGUUUGAAGUUUCACGAGGAUUUCACUUUUUUUUUUUUAAAGCGUGAGAAUGAUGAAGGUUAGGAGAUACUUGAGAGGUAGUGGGAGGGUACUCGCGUUUGUGUUCAUUGCCUCUAUCAUCUGGCUGCUGUUUGACAUGGCUGCACUUCGCAUAUCACUAAACGACGUGAACAGUCAGCUGCUGAAGGAACAAGUGAUAAAAGAGAGGCAGCUUUUCAGACAGCAGUACAGAGUGACACAGCUGAUGAAAAGAGGCUUUAAACACCCAAUUCAGAGGGUGGACUUGGCUUCUCCACAGGCUGGGAAAGGACCACUCAAUUCAAGCAUCAAACUAGCCCAUGUGUACAGACCAGGGGGCAAGAUACAGGACCAAAUGUUAGGGGGUAAAAACCCUGACUCUUUGCAGCACAAAGGAGAUGCUCCACUAAACAAGGACAACCCUAAACGUAUUGCUUCUGAACAGAAAGGAAAAGUUAAACCAAAGCAGGGUGAUCUUGCAAAGAAGAAAGCUGUAAAUCUGGAUCUAAAUGGGGCAAAACUAGAAAAAAGCCAAGUCCUGGAUGAUUCUAAUAAAGUAGUAGAGUCAAAUAUACACAAAGUGCCACAUGGUGUUCAGGAAAAUAAUCAUGCCCAUCUAACAACCACAAAGAAGGCACCUGUAAAAGAUGAAGUCGUCGUAAAAAUCCCUGUAAACAAAGCUGAUUCAAAGAAAAACGAAAAAGUCAAAGAUGAACCCAAGAUUAAGAAUGGUACCGAUGUGAGUCAGCAUCAGACGGAGAAGUCACAGCCUGUUAAAGCAACAUCUAAACCUCCAAACAAGGAUCCACAAGGGAAGGAGGUCAGAAUGAAAGCGGAGGAUAAAGAGGCUCAUAAGGCAGCGAAGGAAACUCCAAAACCUACAAUCAAGGUCCGAGCAGGAAAGGAUUCCAAAAAACAAAUCAUGGCUGUUAAAAAGUCUGGCGUCCACAAAGUGCUCUCUCUGGAUGCGACUGAUGUUCCCAGAAAUGCUCGUGCAGUGGGCCAAUUCGGCGUGGCAGUGAAUGUUGCCAGUAAUGAAAACUCUGAGGUGAGGAGGAGAUGGGAUGAAGGACAUUUUAAUGUUUACCUGAGUGACAAGAUCCCACUGGACCGAGCGAUCCCAGACACCCGACCUGAGAUGUGCGCACAGAAUCUCGUCCACAACGACUUGCCGUCCACCAGUGUGAUUUUCUGUUUUGUGGAUGAAGUGUGGUCCACGCUCCUCCGCUCUGUGCACAGUGUGCUGAACAGAUCUCCACCUCACCUCCUGACUGAGAUCAUUCUAGUGGAUGACUUCAGCACCAGAGAGUAUCUGAAGGAGAAGCUGGAUAAGUACAUGUCCCAGUUCCCUAAAGUGCGAAUCAUUCGCCUGAAGGAGCGGCAGGGCCUGAUCAGGGCCAGGCUGGCCGGAGCGGCUGCAGCCAAAGGUGAGGUCCUAACCUUCCUCGACUCCCACGUCGAAUGUAACGUGGGCUGGCUGGAGCCGCUGCUGGAGAGAGUGUAUCUGGAUCGCAGGAAGGUGCCCUGUCCAGUUAUUGAAGUCAUCAGUGAUAAGGACAUGAGUUAUAUGCUGGUUGACAACUUCCAAAGAGGUAUCUUCAGAUGGCCUCUGGUGUUCGGCUGGAGCGCCUUACCAGAGGAGUACAUCAAGAAGAAUAACAUGACUAUUGCAGAUCCCAUCAGAUGUCCAGUUAUGGCUGGAGGGCUUUUCUCCAUAGACAAAAAGUACUUCUAUGAGCUGGGUGCUUAUGAUCCUGGCCUGGAUGUGUGGGGAGGGGAGAACAUGGAGAUCUCAUUUAAGAUCUGGAUGUGCGGAGGGGAAAUCGAAAUCAUCCCCUGCUCUCGAGUGGGACACAUCUUCCGUGGAAAGAAUCCCUACAAAUUCCCCAAAAACAGGCAGAAGACUGUGGAGCGUAACUUGGCCAGGGUGGCGGAGGUCUGGCUGGAUGAGUACAAGGACCUUUUCUACGGACACGGUUACAACCACCUGCUGGAUAAAAAGGUGGUCGACAUCGGAAAUCUCACCGAGCAGAUUGAACUGAGGAAGAGGCUCAAUUGCAAGAGCUUCAAGUGGUACCUGGAUAAUGUGUAUCCAGAUAUGGACGCUCCCUUAGCGAAAGCUGAGGGCCUGGUCUUGAAUCGGGGUUUAAGAAAAUGCCUCUCUCUACAGGGUGGCUCUCUGUUGUUUGACACAUGUGAUCUAAGCAAGCAGAGUCAGCACUUUAACUACACCUGGACGAAGCAAAUCCGCCACCAGGAUCAAUGCAUAGCAGCCCAGUUCAAUGACAACGGCUCUGUUUUACAACCCUGUGACGACAACAAGCCUGAACUCCGCUGGUUUCACAAAUCCUCCAAGUCGGCUCUGGGGGAGCACCUCAUAGCAGAGUUCAUUUCCCACCACAUGUGCCUGGAGGCCAAUCCAAAGGGAGACACUUUCCAACUCAACUCGUGUGAAACCAGCAACCUCUUCCAGAAGUGGCAGUUCACACACUACAAUACUAAUUGAUAAGACUGAGAGUGAACUCAAAGUGGUGAAACUCAGACACUACAAGAACACACACCACUGUCCGGAGGAGGCGGGGGAAACACAUACACUUAGUGUGAAGCGGAGGGAGUGGCGCUGUGCAAUGUUUCCAAUGUCCUUUUUAUCAUAUCAACAUGGACUGACUUUAAACUUUGAACUCUCGUGCCUAAGAGAAAGCGAGCAUCUUUUCUGCUUUUGCUGGAGAUAGUUCAUUUUCAAGAAGAUGCUCUAUGCUGGUGUGAGGGGAACAAACCAAACGACUACAAGUUAACGUCAAAGAGAAGACGUUUGUCAGCACAAUGAAUCAUUUCUCUGCCAAAGAUAGAGAGUGCCUUUUUGUUUUUGUUUUGUUCUGGGACUACAUAAUGAGUGCAUGUGAUGUCAAACUGAUUUAUUUGUAAAAAAAAAAAGUGAUACACACCUUUCUUUUUUUUUUCAGUGAGACAGUUUUAUUUUCUGGAUGUCUAUUUUUGUUGGAUGGUGAACAGUUACUUCUCUGCUUUUAUAAAUUGGUCUUAUUAAGGUGAAGGUUUUUUGCUCUGGAAACUGUCCUGUUGUAUGAAAUCCUUCUUGUCACUAGAGGGAAGUGUUGGUUCAAAAAACACUCCAUAAACCUGUGCUGUGAUUUGAUGAUUUUCUAACUCUUAUCAAACUCUUCAACCACACAUAGACAAAUCUUCAUUUUCUAAUGAAACUCCAAAUAAAACGAUGACAACAAAGA